This is a messenger RNA of Candida dubliniensis CD36, 1002 nucleotides long. RefSeq lists its product as uncharacterized. The record is from RefSeq and is a predicted model, not a curated record. The transcript has a single exon. The coding region runs from base 1 to 1002 and encodes 333 amino acids. Gene Ontology annotation, cellular component: mitochondrion. NCBI's taxonomy places the organism in Eukaryota, Fungi, Ascomycota, Pichiomycetes, Serinales, Debaryomycetaceae.
AUGAUAAGACUGUGCCUAAUUAGAACUGGAAACAUACCCUCCGUAACUCCUUCAUUGCAUGUCACACCAUUUUAUACAAAGAGAAUGUUUCAAUCUUUAUUUACACACUCUUCAUUCAUACGAAAGUUUUCAUCAUGCCCACCUAAAUUUCAGGCUGUGCCGUCUUUAAAUAACGACAAGACGUUCAAAGACACUCUGUCACAGCAGACGAAUGGAAACAACAACAAGGAUACUAAUGGCAAGGAAGAAGAAAAGGCGGAUGGUGAUUCAGAUAUAUUGGGUUCGGAAAAAGUUCUCCCAGAAGGAGUCAGCAAAGAUGAAUUUUUGACAGAAAUAUUUGGAAAUUUGGAUCCUUAUAUUGACACUUAUUCAAUGUACAAGCAGUUACGUGAAGCAGGAUUCACUCCAGAACAAUCAGAUCAAAUUAUAUCUUUAUUGGUUCAUCAAUUAAACUCCAAAUUGACUAAACUAUCUACUGUAUACGCCCAGAAUUUCGAGUUAGAGAACGAGCAGUAUUUAUUCGAAAGUGCACAACAGGAAAUACGAGUUGAUAUAACUAGGUCGAGAGACCAACACAUCAAUGAACUAAUUGCAUUAAUAAAUAUUUUGGAAAGAGACUUUAAUGUUAUUAACGACGAAUUGAAUAAUGAUUAUUUAAAAUUGAAAAACGAUUCUCAGGUGGCGAUAAAUGAAAGCAAGUCAGAAAACACAUUAAACUCGAAAAAAUUAUUUCUUCGAAUUCAAGAGGCAAACCAUAAGAUCACUACAGAAUUGAAUUCAGAUAUCAAAUCAGAGAUAGAAAGUUUAAGAUGGUACUUAUCACGAUGGGGGUUGAUUACAUUAUUGGUAUCUUUAUUCCUGGGACUAAUUAUAUUUUACAACACCAAACGUAGAAAUGUUACCAAGGAAGCUAAAAAGGACUUUGCACCUUUGGUCAUUCGCGAACCGAGUGAAUAUGAAGACGAUGACUAUCAUACUGAACUAGAUAGAGGAUCUGUUUAA